Solanum stenotomum is the source of this 830-nucleotide messenger RNA. RefSeq lists its product as uncharacterized. The transcript has a single exon. The record is from RefSeq and is a predicted model, not a curated record. NCBI's taxonomy places the organism in Eukaryota, Viridiplantae, Streptophyta, Magnoliopsida, Solanales, Solanaceae. The coding region runs from base 97 to 693 and encodes 198 amino acids.
UAUAAACAUAAUAAAGACAACAUAUUAUAUAAAAGAAAAGAAAAAACACUACUCUCUUCUUUCUUCAUCCCUUUUCUCUCUUCAUCAAGAAUCUCAAUGGCUACUACUUCUCCUACCACUAAUACAACUCCAAGAUAUGGUCAAAGAGCCACCACAUUUUCAACCCCAAUUUUCACUCUUUCUUCUACUACACCUUCUCAUUCUUCCUUUGAAUCACUCUCUUUAUAUGAUCAAAAGGGAGUGCCAUUUUCUUGGGAACACAUUCCUGGAAUUCCAAAGCAACAAAGUUCAAGAAAAAAUAGCUCUUCUUUAAGUCAACUACUUCCAUUACCACCACCAUCUAGAAAUCCUCCAAAUUCAUCCAAGAAAAUACAAAGGUUACGCGACGAAUUUUCUCCAAGAAAGAGUAGUACCACUAGUGAAGGCUUCAAAAAAGAUCCAUUUUUUGCAGCAUUUGUGGAAUGUUCCAAGGAUCAUCAAGAACAUCAUGAGGAUUUUAGUGACAUGUGGAAGAAUACUACUACAUCAUCUUCAAAGGUAAUGAAUUCAUCAACAAGAAGCUUAAGUGACAAAUUUGGAUUCAUGAACAUGUAUGCAUCUUGUAAAAGAACUUGUACUGUUUCAGAAUCCAUUGUUUAUCUUCCAAGAUCAAGAAAUAAUGAUCUCCUUAGAACUUGUCGAACAAGCCAAUAAAAAAAAGGUUACUCAACUUGUUUGAGAUUAAGACGUAAUUGUAUAUUAUUUUUUCAAACUUUUUUAUGCUUAUAUCUUUUAUGCUAUAUGAAUAUGUCCGACAAUUAUAAAGUAGAUCUCUUUUUUUGUUUUUUUUU